UAGCAGAUCAGUCAUUAACACCAGAUCAGUUGUUAACAGGUCAGUUAUUAUCCUCGACCAUGGAAGCGCACCUUCCUAGUCGAGAUGCAGUAAGAUGUCCUUCUUUCGGUCCCAAGAGUCAAGACUUCGCAAAGCAACAAGCAACAGGAUAUCCUCUCUACCAUCCUCUCUACCAUCCUCUCUACCGUCCUCUUCUUGUCAAAACAAUACCAGUACUACCGUCACAGCUGCAACAAUAACGCUACAGCUCCUUUAAACUCCUGACCAAUAUCGAAAUGACAUCCAUCGGAGGAGCUACCAUCGGAGCUGGCCAAAGGGCCGCCUUGCUUGAAGCUUUCUCCGCCGCAGCGGCCCUCGUUCCCCAAGAUCUCCGCAGAAGCUUCGUUCUCGUUGGCGGCGCCUCACUCCUCUCUUUGGGCGGCACCCGCAAGACGGGGGAUGUCGAUGUCGCCGUCACCGGGCCCGCUCUCCACGCUUUCCACGCCGCCGCCCUUAAUGAUGAAAGAUUCAAUCAACUGGGAGGGGAAAGUUGGGAAUACACCUCAAGCAACGAAAUCUGUGUACCCUUUGAAUUCCUCUUGCAAGGCGGCGAUUUCAUACCAGUCAUAGAGGGAGCAAGGGAGAUUGGCGCAGGCGGUGAGAUGAGGGCAGGAUUGGGCGAGUUAGCUAUCAUGAAGGCGAAAACGUGGCUGGAUAGGGAUGAGGACAAGGAUUUGCAGGAUUUCAGGUUUCUUAUUACGAAGAUGGGGGAAAUGGGGGAGACUUUUGGGACGUUACAGCCUGGAGACGAAGAGGAGAUGGGAGAUCUGGAAACUCUCAAGACCGUGGGGGAGGAGGUCGGUGGCACCCUUGAGGGACGGCUGCUGAAGAUGCUAGGUUUGUGAUUGACGAUUGAAGGCGUUCCCUUUUGGGGCUGCAGCCGCUAUUGCGCAGCUCGCUGCUACUGGCCGUAUCAUUGAUUCUCGACUGUGUACAGUA
Messenger RNA from Amorphotheca resinae ATCC 22711, 978 nucleotides. RefSeq lists its product as hypothetical. Bases 276 to 884 code for a protein of 202 amino acids. The record is from RefSeq and is a predicted model, not a curated record. NCBI's taxonomy places the organism in Eukaryota, Fungi, Ascomycota, Leotiomycetes, Helotiales, Amorphothecaceae. The transcript has 2 exons.